AUGAAUUCAUGUGGAUUGCCUUUCAAAACCGCUACUUCAUUGGCACAGAAGAUCCGCAUCGAGAUUACAGAAGGACCGGACUCUGUCAUUGAGCUCUUACAAACAAAUGGAUUCACUAAAACCCACAUUGCUAAUCUGAUAACAAAGUACCCACGACUGCUCUUCGCCAAUCCCGUCAAAACCCUUAAACCCAAGAUCGAGUUCUUUCAAUCUCUGGGCUUUUCAAGAUCUGAACUUGCGAAGUUCAUCUCCUCAGACAAAACCACCAUAAUCAUAAGCUUGCAAAAGCAAAUAAUCCCAACCGUAAAUUUCCUGAAAACCUUCAUCCACACCAACGAGAAACUCGUCAGUUCUCUCAAGCAAUCCAACCGGAUCGUUGGUUGUAGCAUUAAGAGAAUUUUGGAGCCUAACAUUGCAACCUUGCGAAGUUACGGUGUACCCGAUUCCAAUAUUUCGAUGACGAUCAUCCACCAACCCAAGCUACUGACACAGAGUGUUUCGCGGGUGAAGGAUGUUGCUGCAGUGGUGAACAAUAUGGGUUUUGAUCCCCACAGUCGUUCAUUCAUCGUAGCCAUUUUCUCUAUGUCGGCAAUGAGCAAACAGAGCUGGGAUAAUAAAAGGGAGACCUUAAAGAUCUUUGGUUGGUCUGAUGAAGAAUUUCUUUCGGCCUUUAAGGUACAGCCGCUUUUCAUUGUCACUUCAGAGAAGAAGCUUGGGAAACUGAUGGAUUUCUUUGUGAAGGACCUGCAUUUGAAGCCAUCAGAUAUUGCUAAAUGCCCAAACCUUUUCUUACUAAGUUUAGAAAGGAGAUUCAUUCCGAGGUGUUCAGUGUUGCAAGUUCUGAUGUCCAAGGGUCUUAUCAAGAAGGAUGUGAAUAUAGCUUCUGUGCUGAAUUCUAAUACAAAGUGUUUUGAGAAGAGGUUUGUCACUAGAUAUGAGGGGGAAGCCCCUGAGGUAAUCAAGGCAUACAAAGGAACCCGAGGACAGAUCAUUCGCAAUGGUGUAGUUGUCAAGUGUUUGGGAGCUUCUGGUGCUGAACAAAGGUCUUGGAUUGAGAUUUUGAUGAAACGUUGCGAUGCUAUGGCUGAUCUGAAAUUCAGUAUAUAUCCUGUUUGUCAUCGUUAUGAGGGAAACUGGCAUCUGUGGUUUGAAGUUUCAUCAUCAGCUGCUAUCUUGUAA
Molecule: messenger RNA, 1179 nt
Organism: Macadamia integrifolia
Lineage: Eukaryota; Viridiplantae; Streptophyta; Magnoliopsida; Proteales; Proteaceae
Exons: 3
Coding region: 1-1179 (392 amino acids)
Biological process (GO): chloroplast organization; regulation of DNA-templated transcription
Cellular component (GO): chloroplast
Molecular function (GO): double-stranded DNA binding
Source: RefSeq, a predicted model, not a curated record